AGGGGCCGUCAGGAACGGAGAGUGUGCGGCUGCGGCUGCGGCUGCAAAGGGGAGAGAGGGAAAAUAGCAUUUAACCUGCGAAUGCAAUUCCCCCUUCCCCUCCAGCCUGAGGUUUUUUUUUCCCCCUGCUCCAUGUGCAGCUUAUUUUGCACACUCUAGACCAGACUGCCAGCUCUUUAUCCCGGGUCCAGACCCCAGCAGCAGCGGCUGCUCCCAGCUCCUCACUGUCCAGUAAAGAUGGGCAACCGUGGAAUGGAAGAACUCAUCCCCCUGGUCAAUCGGAUGCAGGAUGCUUUCACUCAGAUCGGACAGAAUGCGAACCUGGACCUGCCCCAGAUCGGGGUGGUAGGGGGUCAGAGCGCUGGCAAGAGCUCGGUGCUGGAAAAUUUCGUCGGAAAAGAUUUCCUUCCUCGUGGAUCUGGGAUUGUGACCCGACGACCCCUUGUUCUUCAGCUGAUUAACUCUCCCACAGAGUACGCAGAGUUUCUACAUUGCAAAGGGAAAAAGUUCACAGACUUUGACGAAGUUCGGAAGGAGAUCGAGGACGAAACGGACAGGGUGACCGGCAGCAACAAGGGCAUCUCAUCAAUUCCAAUUAACCUGCGGGUCUACUCCCCCAACGUUCUUAACCUGACCUUGAUUGACCUCCCUGGAAUGACCAAGAUAGCGGUGGGUGACCAACCCCCUGACAUUGAGUUCCAGAUCCGAGACAUGCUCCUGCAGUUUGUCACCAAGGAGAACUGUCUGAUCUUGGCAGUGUCUCCUGCCAACUCCGACCUGGCCAACUCUGACGCCCUGAAGAUAGCUAAAGAGGUUGAUCCCCAAGGUCUGCGUACAAUUGGGGUCAUCACUAAACUGGAUCUGAUGGAUGAAGGGACAGAUGCCCGUGAUAUCUUGGAAAACAAACUGUUACCCCUUAGACGAGGCUACAUCGGUGUGGUGAACAGAAGUCAGAAGGACAUUGACGGGAGAAAGGACAUUCAAACAGCUUUGGCAGCUGAGAGAAAAUUCUUUCUUUCACACCCAGCCUAUCGGCACAUGGCAGACCGCAUGGGGACCCCUUAUCUUCAGAAGGUGCUCAACCAGCAAUUGACAAACCAUAUCAGGGACACACUGCCUGCUCUGCGUAACAAGCUACAAAGCCAGCUGCUGUCUAUUGAGAAAGAGGUGGAAGAAUACAAGAACUUUAGACCUGAUGACCCCUCCAGGAAAACCAAGGCCUUGCUACAGAUGGUUCAGCAGUUUUCUGUUGAUUUCGAGAAGCGAAUUGAAGGCUCGGGGGAUCAGAUUGAUACUUACGAGUUGUCAGGGGGUGCGAGAAUAAACCGCAUUUUCCAUGAGAGAUUCCCCUUUGAACUCGUCAAGAUGGAGUUUGAUGAGAAGGAGCUGCGGCGAGAGAUUAGCUACGCCAUCAAGAACAUCCAUGGAAUCAGAACUGGGCUCUUCACCCCUGACCUUGCUUUUGAGGCUAUAGUGAAAAAGCAGAUCCAAAAGCUGAAGGAGCCAUGUUUGAAGUGCGUAGAUAUGGUGGUGAGCGAACUCACCGGCACCAUCAGAAAGUGUACCGAAAAGUUGGGCCAGUAUCCUCACUUACGGGAGGAAAUGGACCGAAUUGUGACCACUCAUAUCCGAGAUCGUGAGGGCAGGACCAAAGAACAGGUCAUGCUGUUGAUAGACAUUGAGUUAUCCUACAUGAACACAAACCAUGAGGAUUUCAUUGGAUUUGCCAAUGCCCAGCCGAGGAGCAGUCAAUUGAGUAAGAAGAAGGCAGCAGGCAAUCAGGAUGAAAUCAUGGUGAUCAGGAAGGGCUGGCUCACCAUCAACAACAUUGGAAUCAUGAAGGGAGGAUCGAAGGAGUACUGGUUUGUGUUGACAGCGGAGAACCUGUCCUGGUACAAGGAUGAUGAGGAGAAAGAGAAGAAAUACAUGCUGCCGCUUGACAACCUGAAGUUACGUGACAUAGAGAAGGGAUUCAUGUCAAGCAAGCACAUCUUCGCUCUCUUCAACACAGAGCAGAGGAAUGUUUACAAGGAUUACAGACAGCUGGAGCUGGCUUGUGAGACUCAGGAGGAGGUGGAUAGUUGGAAAGCUUCAUUCCUACGGGCUGGUGUUUACCCAGAGAGAGUCGGGGAUAAAGAAAAUCAAAGUGAGAAUGAAGAAAACGGAUCUGGGGACAACUUCAUGCACUCAAUGGACCCUCAGCUGGAGAGGCAAGUGGAAACCAUCCGGAAUCUGGUGGACUCGUACAUGGGAAUUGUGAACAAGACCAUCCGUGACCUCAUGCCCAAGACUAUCAUGCAUCUUAUGAUUAUUAAUACAAAAGAUUUCAUCCAGUCCGAGCUUCUGGCCCAACUAUACUCAUGCGCAGACCAGAACAUCCUGAUGGAAGAGUCCCCUGAGCAAGCCCAGCGCCGUGAUGAAAUGCUGAGAAUGUACCAUGCCCUGAAAGAGGCCUUAAAUAUCAUCGGUGACAUCAACACCACAACCAGCAGCACCCCUCUCCCACCUCCUGUAGACGACUCCUGGCUCGGAGUCAGGGAUAUCCCAUCUGGACGAAGAUCUCCAACCUCAAGCCCUACCCCGCAGAGGAGAGCUCCAGCGGUUCCUCCAGUCAGACCUGUGUCCCGUGGUCCUGCUCCAGGGCCACCCCCGCCUGCUGGCCCCCCUCCUCAAGGACCCCCGGGUAGCGCCCCACCAAUUCCCUCUCGCCCCGGCGCCUCUCCAGAUCCUUUCGGGGCUCCACCUCAAGUCCCUUCCAGGCCUAACCGAGCUCCUCCUGGUGUCCCCAGGGACCGGCAAGGGUUCUAACUGACCCGGACUGAACUGAUCUAGGACCAGUAUGGGUUCCUACAGGGGACAAACAUCCAGGUUCUGUAAAUUGCCUUGCUAUGUAAUGUGCAUCGUCAUAUGAGGAAACAUUGACACACAUCACCAAAACUUGCAAGAAAGGCAAGCAAUGUCUAGACCAGUGAGAUUCAUAUCACAGCCUGCUGGGGGUGGGGGUGGGGGGGGGCGAGUGGAGGGUGACUUGCAAAAUAUCUCCCUUGGCCUGUGACUCUCUGGGGCUCCUACCACAUACUGUAUGAGGUAUUGUACGAACAGUGCCAUGUUCCCUUUGGCUCUUGCUGUUCAGUGAGAAUGUGCAGGGGUUACCCCUAAUAUCCAGAGGAUGGGCCACAUGAAAGCUGAAGAGGACCUAUAGUUUGAUAGAACAAUCAGACUUGUAGUUCCUCCAAUUCCAAUUCCCCAAACCCUCCAUCAGCCUCUCCUGGGAGAGUGCUUGGCUUCCACUUGGCAUCUGUCUAAGACUGGAAACCAGGAGCUGAGCAGAUGGGGAGUUGACAGCACUGGCAGUCACAUUAUCGGGCGGAGUAUUGGGAGCACUGUUUGAAAUAUCUCUGGAACAGGACACAGCCUGGGAGAACAACCUAGGAGGAGAGUUGGGUGUUGUUACGUAAGGUUGGUGAAUAACACUGGUCCAGGCAAUGAAUGUCUGUCCUCUCUAGGCACCUGUACCUCCGGCUGGUGCGGGCUUUGGUUUGAGCUUGUUUAUGCAAUGGAAAAUUAACCAGAGAAAGGGAGAGCUGCUCAUGUGCACUUGUGUCUUCAUGAUCUGUAACCUUUGACCUUGCCCAUCUGCCAUCUUUAUUUGAUAUUAUCUUUCAGAAUAACAAUAAGUGACCCUUGAGGACAUUAACUCUCGACUGUUGACAGUGAUGGGUCGUGAGUACCAUUAUCGAUGGCCACCAUUUCUGGACCUGGACCAGCUGACCUGACUGUGGUGGCAACAGGAAGGUCACGUUCUGGUGCUAGCUGUUAGCUGUGAGAGUGCCGUCUUGUACACAGACGUUCACUCACCUCUUCUCGUAUCCUGCAAACACUUGCUCUGUAACCCUGUCUUUGUAAAGCUUCUGAUCUUGACUAGUUGCCGUUGUGUUUGUUACUCUGUGUUUGUUCAUCGAAAAACUCAGACUGUUAAAGGUAAAAUAAAAACAUUCCACAUUGUCAUUUUUAAAAAAAAUUGUUUUAUGUUUUGGGCCUCCUCCCAAGUCUUGAAGAGAGAAAAAUGAAUAAUCCAGGAGCUGAUGUAAAAUUCAAAAUGGCAUAGAGUCAUACAGCACAGAAACAGACCAUUCGGUCCAACCAGUCCAUGCCGGCCAUGCAGCACUGACAGAGGUCAUGGUGGUUCUCAGUGACUGUACUGAUUGUUUGAAAGAGUUGCCCAUUUAGUCACGUUGCCCCUGCUGUCAGCCCGUUGCCCUGCAAUGUUUAAACAUUUCCUUCAAAAGAUAUCCAAUUCCCUUUUGAAAGCUACAAAUAAAUUCACAUCCUCCAUCCCACCAGGCAGAACAUUUCACUUCAUUGCA
Chiloscyllium plagiosum (whitespotted bambooshark) is the source of this 4367-nucleotide messenger RNA. Lineage: Eukaryota; Metazoa; Chordata; Chondrichthyes; Orectolobiformes; Hemiscylliidae. The record is from RefSeq and is a predicted model, not a curated record.